UCGACCUGAGCUUGGCAGUCAAACAAUCGAACAAAAGCCAGUCGCUUCGUGCUAGAGGUCUUGUUGCAAGCCGGGGCAUACAUUUUGCGUUUUUGCAGUGCAAUUUGCUACAGUUCGUGACGGCAUUUAGGGAUUUUUCGAAGCGCAGUUUCGUGUUAUAUUUUGCGAUAUUUGUUUCAUCUGGCGGGUGCUUUAGUGUCUCGUCACGGAGGCGCACCGGUUCCCUUAGCACGGCUUAAUGUCUAGUGGUGAAUUUUGUGACAGUUCCGCCGUCGAUCCCCCAGCCGCCAAAAAGCGGAAACUGCCUUCAUCGCCCACGUCUUCGUCGUCGUCGUCGUUGUCGACUUCCUCCACUGCAGCAACAGCAGCAGCAGUAGUAGCCGGACAGCAGCAGCAACAACAACGCCAACUAGAAGAAGAUUCAGUAGCAGUUGUAAUGGCGACGGCAAACAACAAUGGAUCAACACCGUUCGAAGGUAUUGCUGGUCAGGAAAUUGAUGAGGGACUCUACUCGCGACAGCUCUACGUCCUUGGGCAUGACGCGAUGCGUCGGAUGGCCCGCUCCGAUGUGCUAAUCUCCGGACUCGGCGGUUUGGGUGUGGAAAUAGCUAAAAAUGUUAUCCUUGGUGGUGUGAAGUCUGUCACUUUGCAUGACAAAGCGCUUUGUUCGCUGGCGGAUCUGUCAUCGCAGUUCUAUCUCACGGAGGCUGAUGUUGGAAACAACCGGGCCGAGGUCAGCUGCCGCCAGUUGUCCGAGUUGAAUAACUAUGUGCCUACCACCGCCUACACAGGAGAGCUCACCGAAGAGUUUCUCCGCAAAUUUCGGGUUGUGGUGCUCACUUUGACACCCCCCGUGGAACAACAUCGGAUUGCGGAGAUAACCCAUCGCCACAACAUUGCCCUCAUCACGGCGGAUACCCGGGGUCUUUUUGCGCAAAUUUUCUGUGACAUGGGAACCAAUUUCACCGUGUAUGAUGCAACUGGAGCCAAUCCGGGUUCGGCCAUGGUAGCUAGCAUUACCAGCGAUGUGGACAGUAUUGUAACAUGUUUGGACGAGAACCGUCACGGUUUCGAAGACGGGGAUUACGUUACCUUCACCGAGGUUGAAGGUAUGGUCGAACUGAAUGGAUGCGAUCCCAUCAAGAUCAAGGUUUUGGGACCGUAUACUUUUAGCAUCGGAGAUACUUCACAAAUGAGCAGCUAUGUACGCGGUGGAAUCGUCACUCAGGUCAAGAUGCCGAAACAGAUGACAUUUAAGUCGCUUGCCGAAGCGGAAAACGCCCCGGAAUUUGUCUGUCCCGAUUUCUCCAAGUGGGACCAUCCGCAGAAUACCCAACUAGCAUUUACUGUUCUUGGGCGAUACCAGGAGAAGAACGGACGACUUCCACGUCCCUGGAACGGUGAAGAUGCUGUUGAGUUUGUUGAGCUGUGCAAAGAACGCGCCAAGGAGCUUAAGCUGGAAGAGAUAAAUGAGGGGAUGUUAUCUAAAUUUGCUAAAGUUUGCGCUGGUGAUCUCUGUCCGAUGAACGGAACAAUUGGCGGCAUAACCGCACAGGAAGUUAUGAAGGCAUGCACUGGAAAAUUUUCACCUCUCUUUCAGUACUUCUGUUAUGAUGCUUUAGAAUGCCUACCGGAAGCCGAAUUGGCCGAGGAAGAGUGUCAGCCUGUUGGAUCGAGAUAUGACGCUCAGAUUGCCGUUUUUGGACGUAAGUUCCAGGACGUUUUGAGCAAGCUUAAGUACUUUAUUGUUGGAGCCGGUGCGAUCGGGUGCGAGUUGUUGAAAAACUUUGCAAUGAUUGGCGUUGGGUCAAGCAAUGAGGGAGAAAUUAUCGUCACCGAUAUGGACCUUAUCGAAAAAAGUAAUCUUAAUCGGCAGUUUCUGUUUCGGCCGCAUGAUGUUCAGCAACCUAAAUCUCGUGUUGCUGCUCAGGCUGUUAAGCGUAUGAACGGGGACAUCAACGUGAUCUCUCACGAGAACCGAGUCGGUGUCGAGACGGAGCAAGUCUAUGACGACACUUUCUUCGAGCGAUUGGACGGAGUGGCCAACGCUUUAGACAAUAUCGACGCACGUAUUUACAUGGAUCGUCGUUGUAUUUACUAUAGAAAACCACUGCUAGAGUCGGGAACACUCGGUACGAUGGGGAAUAUUCAGGUAGUUGUACCAUUCCUCACAGAAUCGUACAGUUCAUCUCAGGAUCCGCCGGAAAAAUCGAUUCCAAUCUGUACGCUUAAGAAUUUCCCAAACGCAAUUGAACACACACUGCAGUGGUCUAGGGAUAUGUUCGAGGGAAUCUUCAAGCAGUCGGCUGCGAAUGCUGCUCAGUAUAUAUCCGACCCGACUUUCAUCGAACGAACGCUUAAGCUGCCAGGCGUACAGCCAUUGGAGGCACUGGAAUCCGUUAAGACUGCCCUUAUCGAUGAGAGACCGAAGAGCAUCGAGGAUUGCGUAAAAUGGGCUCGCAUCCAUUUUGAAGAACAGUAUUCCAAUCAGAUUCGACAGUUGUUGUUUAACUUCCCACCCGAUCAACAAACAACGACUGGGCAAUCGUUCUGGUCCGGGCCGAAACGUUGUCCGGCAGCUAUAACGUUCGAUGUGCAGAACCCGGUGCAUCUGGACUACGUUUUCGCGACGGCUAAUUUGCGCGCGGAAGUCUACGGCAUCCCCCAGCUGCGCGACCGUUCCGCAAUUGCCGAGCUGGUGAAAAAGGUUCAGGUUCCCGUUUUCACUCCCAGAUCGGGUGUUAAAAUUGCAAUCACCGAUGCAGCCAUGCAGGCCGAAGCAAACGGAGCCUCCGGCGAGGAGCUCGACCAGGACCGUAUAACACGUCUGCAAAAGGAGUUGGCUUCGCUGGGUCGCCUUGAUUUCACCAUUACGCCGCUCGAGUUCGAGAAGGACGACGACAAUAAUCUGCAUAUGGAUUUCAUUGUCGCGGCAUCCAAUCUGCGUGCGGCCAAUUACAAAAUUCCGCCCGCAGAUCGGCACAAGUCUAAGUUGAUCGCGGGCAAGAUUAUACCGGCGAUUGCCACCACGACGUCUCUCGUGGCAGGUUGCGUUUCUCUCGAACUGUACAAGCUUGCUCAAGGCUUCAACACGUUGGAACGCUUCAAGAACGGUUUUAUGAAUUUGGCGUUGCCAUUUUUCACUUUCUCGGAACCGAUUGCAGCGAAGAAGCAAACCUACUACGACAAGGACUGGACCCUCUGGGAUCGCUUCGAAGUUCAAGGUGAGCUCACGUUGAAGGAGUUCCUGGAUUACUUCGAGCGAGAACACAAGCUGCAGAUCACGAUGCUGUCUCAGGGCGUCUGCAUGCUCUAUGCAUUCUUUAUGGCCAAGGACAAGAAGGCGGAACGACUGAGCCUAACCAUGUCGGAAGUGGUGCGGCGUGUUUCAAAAAAGAGCAUCGAGCCUCAUAUUCGUGCACUUGUUUUCGAAAUUUGCUGUAAUGAUGACGAGGGUAACGACGUAGAAAUACCCUAUGUGCGUUACUCUUUACCGUGAAGUGUGCUCUCUCCAGAACACACUCAAACUCACACAUAUUUUAAGGAGUUGUUUUAAACACUAACACACGGGCACACAUACACAUCGGAGAAAGAAACUGAACCAAUAACAACAAUUUCAUUAGCAAAAGUGAUUAUAACAUUCAAUUUUUCGGGGUCAUUCUUGUCAUCUGGCUGCAUCCGAAUGGGAAACGAAGGUAUUUAUCUUGAUUUUUGCCUUUGUUUUUCGAUAAAUCGGGCGUUGUCUCCAUGAUUAAAAGGUAAAUCCGAGCCGGCGUAUUCGACUGAAGUAUAUGCCAGUUUACGUAUGAUAUAGAAGUGAUUCUUUUUUAGUUUUUUUUUCAUUUUCAAUUCUUGCCCUCGUGUAUUGAUUGGUUUAUUCACUUUUCUGUAUGCCGUCAUCUAGUUCUCGUUUCUUUAUUCAUUUAUAGUUUGUUCGCCAGUGCGAUGCAUUCUAGCGAGUAUCUCAAUCAUAUGUACUAACAUUAAAUAUGAAGCAAGUAGUAAAAUGAUCUUUGUUGUCUGCCUUUUUGCGAUUUCCAUUGUUGAACAGAACAGAUUUUUCUUCGCAUUACACCUGCAGCAAUGGGACUAUAAACGAAUAAAUUUAAUCACUCCCACACGAUAUAACUAUGGUAUAGGUCUCAACUUUACUAGAUGUGAAUGCAGCAUGAGUGUGUGAUUAAACAACAAAUAAGCUUAUAAAUUCAACGCAAGUCAACCGAAAGUGGAGCAGAUGACCAGGUUUAUGGCAUUUUCGUUUUUGACUGCACUACACUGGUGUAGUCGGUGCUACACUCGUUCAAACUUCGGUGUAAUCAGUCUCUUUUCUUGCAUUAUACUGGUGUAGCCGCAGAUAAAAACGAAAACGCUAUUACAAUCGUUUCAAGUAAUCAAAUUGAUUUAAUAAAUCCUUCUGAUGCAUUGACAUAAUGAUUGACUUAAAAUGAGUAUUUCGAAUGCGUGCUUAUGCUAGAUAUCAUUUUCAACAAAAUAAUAAAUUAUACGUAGGGAAAAUUGGUUUAGUGUUGCACGGGAGUGAUGCACAGAGUAGGAUGUACAAUAGACCUUUCAUAGCGGAUAAAACAUUUCGUUUCAGUGCGAUCGGAACUUUCAAGUGGUUUUUUGAAAAUAAAAAAAUAGAUCUGCAGAUAUGUUAAAUAUAAAACAAAUUCGCUCAUCAGUAACCUCCCCUGGAAAAAAUUCUGAAAAUUGAUUUCUUAUUUUAAAUGUCAAGCUUACUAUCCCGCUCUGAAGAUGAGGUUUAUGAAAUAAAAUUCUUGAUGAACAGAAGUUGUGCCGCGUAGAAAGUCUACUAGACAACAGCUACGCGUCAUCAUGACACGAAAACCCAAAUUUAAAACACGAAAUGAGGGAAAAGAACGAUUAAAAUAGACAUGGGAUGCAGAAAUUAAAAAUGUGAGAGAAGCGAGAAUGCGAGAACGACUAUACGAAAUGAUUAAUAAUAAUUUUUACUGAAUGAUGAGUAGUACUUUAAACAGAACAAUCUACGAUGACAUUUCAUUUGAGAGAUAAAAAAAGGUAAAAAGCAAAGCAAAAAUAUUGUAUUUGAAAAUAAAUUAUGAUCAUGAAA
Messenger RNA from Topomyia yanbarensis, 5092 nucleotides. RefSeq names its product ubiquitin-like modifier-activating enzyme 1 (gene Uba1). NCBI's taxonomy places the organism in Eukaryota, Metazoa, Arthropoda, Insecta, Diptera, Culicidae. The record is from RefSeq and is a predicted model, not a curated record. The coding region runs from base 239 to 3499 and encodes 1086 amino acids. The transcript is spliced from 6 exons. Gene Ontology annotation, molecular function: SUMO activating enzyme activity. Gene Ontology annotation, biological process: protein sumoylation. Gene Ontology annotation, cellular component: SUMO activating enzyme complex; cytoplasm.